AGGUGCUCUGUCAGAGUGACCAGGUCCAGAUCUCCUGGCGCCAAGCAAGUGGUGUCAUGAACUACUUAGUCACGGCCAUGGGGAGCCUCGGGUACGUGGAAGCCUACAACACAACCCAGACCCUUCUGUCAGCCACCCUGCCUUGUGGGCAGGACUACAAUGUCACCGUGCAAGGACAGGGCAGCAAGUGUGACAGCGUCCGUAGCAGCCCUGCCUUCUUCAAAACUCCUCCAUGUGUCCCCCAGGAUGUAAUCACCUACGUUCAGUGUGAGUCUAACAUGGGCUCUGUCAGCUGGGGACCCAGCGAUGGAGCAGAAUCAUAUGUUGCCGUAGCAACUGGCCUUGAUGGCCACAAUCACCAGUGUGUCACCAACACCACCUCGUGCACGUGGACCGACCUGCACUGUAUGGAGGAGUACACUGUUGUAGUGAGAGCCAAGGAGGGCAACUGCACCAGUGUGCCCAGCAACAGCUCGGUCAUCCAUAUGGAUCCCUGUGUGCCUCAGAAUUUGGUUGCCUCUGCGGACUGCAACAUGAAAGUCGUCUCCCUGAGCUGGGAUGCAAGUAACGGGACCAGGUUGUACAUGGUGUCUGCUGAGGGAGGAGACAAUACGACUGGGCUCACCACUAACGUCACCACAGCUCACUUCUCUGACUUAGCGUGUGGACAAAACUACAGCCUCACAGUCACACCUCACAACCCGCAGUGUCCUGGCAGCUCCAGUGCACCGGCUUCCAUACAGACCUGGCCGUGUCCACCUACAGGAAUCUCUACCACGCAGGACUGUCUCUCUGGUAACGUCACGGUAACAUGGCAGGCCGGCAAUGGGUCAGACUACUACACAGUCACCAUGGAAACUGACUCUGGCCUCUCGGAAACAUCCGUGUCCAACUCGAAUCUGAAGAUCAUCCCGGGCCUGACCUGUGGACACAACUUCUCUGUGUCAGUCACCGCCUCCAACCAACAGUGCAACACCACCUCUAGUGAAACCACACGUCUGCACCCAGUUCCAUGUGUCCCCACCAAUGUCUCUGUGGUGAUGGACUGUGCCAACAACACCGCCCUUGUGUCCUGGUCUGCCAGUCGCGGGGCUCUUGAGUACUCAGUGACAGCCCGCGGUGGUCAUGGCAAUGUCAGCUGCCAGACCUCUGACCUCAGCUGCAGCCUUGGCAACCUCACAUGUGGCAGCAGCUACACCGUCCAGGUCGCAGCCGUGGACGACAGCUGCUCCAGUGUCCCGAGCCAGGCUGUGGCGUUAAACUCAGCCCCCUGCCCACCCCAGAACGUGAGUGCCCACUUCAACUGUUCUUCCAACGACAUGACGGUUUCCUGGGACGCCACCAGGGAAGCCGACCACUUCCUGGUGUCAGUGGUCACAGACAACGGAGGAAUCAGCGAGUCAUGUAACAGCACAAACACAGCGUGCUCCCUCCGCAAUGUGACCUGCGGGAAAACCUUCACCGUUCAUGUCACCUCGGUCAGAGGCGGCUGCAGCAGCCAGCAGAGCCAGGCCCACACCGUCCAAUCAGCUCCCUGCCCUCCUCAGGGAAUCAGGGGCAACCUCGACUGUGUCACCAAUUCUGCUUGGAUCUCAUGGGACGCGGGUCCCGGGGCCGACAGCUACACUGUGUCAGCUGUGGGUGGAGGGAACCACACGGCCAACUGCAGCACCUCCAGUAACACCACAUGUGAGGUGGAAGACCUGGAAUGUGGGGUUCUCUAUCAUUUUAGCGUUACUGCUAAAAAUAGCCAGUGUGUGAGUCGACCAGGCGCCACCAUCGACCUGCAGACAGCCCCCUGCUCCCUCUCUGCCAUCACAGCUAUCUCUCAGUGCCACAACUCCUCCAUCCUCGUCAUGUGGGCACUGAUGGAGGGCGGCGGGGGGAACACAGUGUACACCGCCACAGCAGAGGCCAGCGAUCAGAGCCGCCUACAGUGCAAUGACACGGGCACUAGCUGCUACCUGUAUGGAGCGCAGUGUGGCCUCCGUUACACCAUCAUCGUUGCAGCUUCAUCAGACCAGUGCAGCAGCAUGAGGAGUCCUCCCUACAGAAUUAGCAUGGAGCCCUGUCCACCCAGGAACGUGACGGUCGACUCCUCCUGUGAGGACCACCGUGCCCUGGUGUCCUGGACUCGCUCUCCUGUUGCUGAAACCUACAGCGUUGUUGCUAUGGCUGCAGAUGGACACGUGCAUACGUGCAACACCACCUCCAGUAACUGCAGCGUGUCAGAUCUCCACUGUGACGAGCAGUACACAGUAUUUGUAACUGCACACCAUGAGAACUGCUCCAGCAGAGCCAGCCAAAAUGCAACAGUGAAUACAGGUCCUUGCCAGCCAGAUGGAGUCUCAGUAACCUUCCACUGUCACAAUCAGUCUGCAGUGCUUUCAUGGACGCCCAGGGACAACGCUGUAGAGUACUAUGGCUGUGCUCAAUCUGCGAAUGGAGAGAUGCUGUACUGUUAUAGCACAGAUGGAAAUUGCACCAUCGACGGUCUUGAAUGUGGAGCAGUUUACAAUUUCUCUGUCCAGGCCUCAGAUGGCACAUGCAACAGCUCAUUCAGUGAAUCAGUGCAAAGGGGAGCAGUCCCCUGCCCUCCGGACACCGUAGAGGUGCAGCUGCUGCCGAUGCAGACGGAGGUGCAGGUGACGCGUGUCACUUGGACACAGAUUUCCUGCAGAGACACUGAGUACAAGUUGGCGCUGACAGGAAGUUUGCUGGGAGACGGCCAGGCCCUGUUCGAGCUCAGCUCCUAUUGGACAAACCGCACGUACUUUGAGAUUCCUCUCCCCUGUGGUUCGUCCUACGAGGCCACAGUGCAGAGCAGGAACAGUGCUGGUACCAGCAACGCGUCUGUGGCUCUCAGUGGAACAACAGCUCCUUGUCCACCACCAGCAGUGGUGUACAGCGGCAACAGCACCUUUGCCUCAAUUUCCUGGAACGCCUCAGUGUAUGCCACUGCAUACACUCUAUAUGACAACAGUGUGACGCCAAUGACUCAGCUGUGCAGGGUAGUGGGUCUGUCCUGCUCUCUUUCCAACAUCACGUCCAGCAGCCUGGUGAUCACAGCCAGCAACGCAGCGGGAGAAAGUGAAGCGGAACAAAUAACAAACGUGAUACCGCAUGCACGGAGGAGGAGACAUCUUCUGGAAGUGCAGGAUGGAGGCCUUUCAGCUCCCAUUCUACACAUCAGACAAAUAGCUUCGACAGUUGUGUUAGUCGAGUGGGAGCCAGUGGACGAUACAUCCGAGUACAGCCUGGUGAGAAGGCAGCAGGGCAGUUCCAGUCCGCCUGAGGAACUGACAGUCUACGGGGGAAUGAUCCUAGUCACUGAAUUGAGUCCCAGCUCCAACUAUUGUUUCACAGUGUCAGCCAGCAGCUCGGUCACUAGUGGACCCGAGUCAGAGCCUGUGUGUGUGCAAACAGGACCAGGCAUUUCCCAGUAGACAGGGACGCAAUAAUUGUAGACUAGAGGUCUGUGCAGGUCUCCCAAUUUAAUGUGAUGGUCUUUAAGGAUUUGGGGUAUUUACUCACAAUUCACAUUAACUUUAAAGCUUGUAGAAAAUGGGCGUUAGUUUGGGUUACUUUUACAUUUCUGAUGGUUUACCAUAAAGCUGCACAGUUUUUGAGUCUUUAGUGUGUUGUGUAACUGGGAAUACUCUUAUACUGAAGCCCACGGCCUACUACACUGAGCCUUCAUGUAUUUAACUACUCUCAUAUGUGAAAUAUAACUAGAUGUCUUUAAAAUAAAAGCCAGUGGCCUCAAGAUUUGGAAGUUCUUCUUUUCUGUACUUGUGCCGAUUGUAGUUGUACACGUUUUGUCUGCUCUUGGUUGAGGUUAUAUAUUUUUUUAACUGGGGGUUUGUUCCUCCUGCUUUUUAUGUCAGUAAUAUAUCAGGAAGUGUUGCACAUGUCCAGAGUAUUCACGUGAUUGUCAUUUCUGAAUGUAUAUUUAACAUGGAAAUUAUU
Messenger RNA from Platichthys flesus (European flounder), 3969 nucleotides. Its product is annotated as fibronectin type III domain-containing protein 7-like. The transcript has 14 exons. Gene Ontology annotation, molecular function: protein binding. Bases 57 to 3446 code for a protein of 1129 amino acids. Lineage: Eukaryota; Metazoa; Chordata; Actinopteri; Pleuronectiformes; Pleuronectidae. The record is from RefSeq and is a predicted model, not a curated record.